Messenger RNA from Sapajus apella (tufted capuchin), 4157 nucleotides. It is a transcript of the gene SEMA4C, whose product is annotated as semaphorin 4C. Gene Ontology annotation, molecular function: chemorepellent activity; semaphorin receptor binding. NCBI's taxonomy places the organism in Eukaryota, Metazoa, Chordata, Mammalia, Primates, Cebidae. Bases 667 to 3291 code for a protein of 874 amino acids. Gene Ontology annotation, biological process: negative chemotaxis; muscle cell differentiation; neural crest cell migration. The transcript is spliced from 14 exons. The record is from RefSeq and is a predicted model, not a curated record.
UCCCGCGCCGGGGCUCUGGGCCGACAGGGGGCGUUUGCAGGCCGGGCUCGCCACGCUCCCCGCGCCGACGCUUUGUUUGCGUUCAAAUCCCUGGAUCUGGGGGAGGGGAGAACCUGGGGUGACCCGGGAUGGGGUCUUGGCGGGGACCCUUUGUUUGGGGGUGAGGAGGUCCCCAGUUUCUGCGUCUCCGCCCCCAGCAAGGGAAGGCUGGAACGGGGGAAGCCAAUCCCGCUGGCCCGCCCAGGCCAGGGUCCCUGGGGCGCAGUCCCCGAGUUGGGAAGGUUCGUCAGAGCCGCGGGAGCGCAGCGGGCGCCGACCUUGCGCGGCGCGUCGCCCGCAGCCUGGGAGGAACCCUCCCGGUACCCGCCUCUAGCUCCCCCCGCCACCUGCCCGCGUCGCCAGAGUCCCCGAUUCGACCCGAGCUUGGUCCCCCUGCCGCCCCUCCGCCAAAGGGCUGGUGUCUCGGAGGAGGCAGUGCGAGGAACAGGAUGAGGCCCUGGUCAUUUCCACGCCCAUCCCACCCACUUCCUGCCUCUCUCUUGGGCAACAAAGGGGCCUCGGGAAGCUGGGCCCCUUCGCUCCCGGCCUUGCUCCCACUCCUGCCCUGCUGAUGUGGAACGGGGUUUGGGGGUGGCUGGCCUGGAGCUCAGAGUCGGGGUGUGCGCCAUGGCCCCACAUUGGGCUGUCUGGCUGCUGGCAGCAGGGCUGUGGGGCCUGGGCAUUGGGGCUGAGGUGUGGUGGAACCUUGUGCCUCGGAAGACAGUGUUUUCUGGGGAACUGGCCACAGUGGUGCGGCGGUUCUCCCAGACGGGCAUCCAGGACUUCCUGACACUGACGCUGACGGAGCAGACUGGGCUUCUGUAUGUGGGGGCCCGUGAGGCCCUGUUUGCCUUCAGCAUGGAGGCCCUGGAGCUGCAAGGAGCGAUCUCCUGGGAGGCCCCUGUGGAGAAAAAGACUGAGUGUAUGCAGAAAGGGAAGAACAACCAGACCGAGUGCUUCAACUUCAUCCGCUUCCUGCAGCCGUACAAUGCCUCCCACCUGUACGUCUGUGGCACCUACGCCUUCCAGCCCAAGUGCACCUACAUUGACAUGCUCACCUUCACUUUGGAGCGUGGACAGAUUGAGGAUGGGAGGGGGAAGUGUCCCUAUGACCCAGCUAAAGGCCACACUGGCCUCCUUGUGGAUGGUGAGCUGUACUCGGCCACACUCAACAACUUCCUGGGCACGGAGCCCAUUAUCCUGCGUAACAUGGGGCCCCACCACCCUAUGAAGACAGAGUACCUGGCCUUUUGGCUCAACGAACCUCACUUUGUAGGCUCUGCCUACAUCCCUGAGAGUGUGGGCAGCUUCACAGGGGACGACGACAAGGUCUACUUCUUCUUCAGGGAGAGGGCAGUGGAGUAUGACUGCUAUGCUGAGCAGGUGGUGGCUCGUGUGGCCCGCGUCUGCAAGGGCGAUAUGGGGGGCGCGCGGACCCUGCAGAAGAAGUGGACCACCUUCCUGAAGGCACGGCUGGCAUGCUCUGCCCCAGACUGGCAGCUCUACUUCAACCAGCUGCAGGCAAUGCACACCCUGCAGGAUACCUCUUGGCAUAACACCACCUUCUUUGGGGUUUUUAAGGCACAAUGGGGUGACAUGUACCUGUCGGCCGUCUGUGAGUAUCAGUUGGAAGAGAUCCAGCGGGUGUUUGAGGGCCCCUACAAGGAGUACCAUGAGGAAGCCCAGAAGUGGGACCGCUAUACCGACCCUGUGCCCAGCCCUCGGCCUGGCUCGUGCAUCAAUAACUGGCACCGGCACCACGGCUACACAAGCUCCCUGGAGCUGCCCGACAACAUCCUCAACUUCGUGAAGAAGCACCCGCUGUUGGAGGAGCAGGUGAGGCCUCGGUGGAGCCGCCCCCUGCUCGUGAAGAAGGGCACCAACUUUACCCAUUUGGUGGCUGACCGGGUUACAGGGCUUGAUGGAGCUACCUAUACAGUGCUGUUCAUUGGUACAGGAGACGGCUGGCUGCUCAAGGCCGUGAGCCUGGGGCCCUGGGUUCACCUGAUUGAGGAGCUGCAGCUGUUUGACCAGGAGCCAAUGAGAAGCCUGGUGCUGUCUCAGAGCAAGAAGCUGCUCUUUGCCGGCUCCCGCUCUCAGCUGGUGCAGCUGCCCCUGGCCAACUGCAUGAAGUACCGGUCCUGUGCAGACUGUGUCCUCGCCCGAGACCCCUAUUGCGCCUGGAGCGUCAACACCAGCCGCUGUGUGGCCGUGGGUGGCCACUCUGGAUCCCUGCUGAUCCAGCAUGUGAUGAUCUCGGACACCUCAGGCGUCUGUAACCUCCGUGGCAGUAAGAAGGGUGAGCUUUUAUAUUGCCCUUGCAUCGAGCUGUGCCCUGGACUAGAGCCAGAGUUUCUGUUCUCCUCUUCCCCAGCCCUGGUUUCCUGCCCUAACCCUCACUCUCUUUUCUCUGCCACUACAGUCAGGCCCACUCCCAAAAACAUCACGGUGGUGGCAGGCACAGACCUGGUGCUGCCCUGCCACCUCUCCUCCAACUUGGCCCGUGCCCACUGGACCUUUGGGGGCCGGGACCUGCCUGCGGAACAUCCCGGCUCCUUCCUCUACGAUGCCCGGCUCCAGGCCCUGGUUGUGAUGGCUGCCCAGCCCCGCCACGCUGGGGCCUACCACUGCUUUUCAGAGGAGCAAGGGGAGCGGCUGGCUGCUGAAGGCUACCUUGUGGCUGUCGUGGCAGGUCCAUCAGUGACCUUGGAGGCCCGGGCCCCCCUGGAAAAUCUGGGGCUGGUGUGGCUGGCAGUGGUGGCCCUGGGAGCCGUGUGCCUGGUGCUGCUGCUGCUGGUGCUGUCACUGCGCCGGCGGCUGCGGGAAGAGCUGGAGAAAGGGGCCAAGGCUGCUGAGAGGACCCUGGUGUACCCCCUGGAGCUGCCCAAGGAGCCCACCAGUCCUCCCUUCCGGCCCUGUCCUGAACCAGAUGAGAAACUUUGGGAUCCUGUUGGUUACUACUAUUCAGAUGGCUCCCUUAAGAUAGUGCCUGGGCAUGCCCGGUGCCAGCCUGGUGGGGGGCCCCCUUCACCACCUCCAGGCAUCCCAGGCCAGCCUCUGCCUUCUCCAACUCGGCUUCACCUGGGGGGUGGGCGGAACUCUAAUGCCAAUGGUUAUGUACGCUUACAACUAGGAGGGGAGGACCGGGGAGGGCUCGGGCACCCCCUGCCUGAGCUUGCAGAUGAACUGAGACGCAAACUGCAGCAACGCCAGACACUGCCCGACUCCAACCCCGAGGAGUCAUCAGUAUGAGGGGAACCCCUACCGCGUCAGCGGCAAGCAUGGGAGGUGCAGCUCCUACUUUUGCACAGGCACCAGCUACCUCAGGGACAUGGCACGGGCGCCUGCUCUGUCUGGGACAGACACUGCCCGGCACCCACCCGGCCAUGAGGACCUGCUCUGCUCAGCACGGGCACUGCCACUUGGUGUGGCUCACCAGGGCACCAGCCUCGCAGAAGGCAUCUUCCUCCUCUCUGUGAAUCACGGACACGCGGGACCCCAGCCGCCAAAACUUUUUAAGGCAGAAGUUUCAAGAUGUGGCUGUGUUUGUCUGUAUUUGCCCGUGUGUUUGUGUGUGUGUAUGUGUGUAUGCACGCGUGUGCGUGCUGCGACAUAGCCUUCCUGUUUCUGUCAAGUCUUCCCUUGGCCUGGGUCCUCCUGGUGAGUCAUUGGAGCUAUGAAGGGGAAGGGGUCGGAUCACUUUGCCUCUCCUAACCCCCACUGUCCCGAGUGUCGGGCAGCAGUGUACAUAUGGGGGUGGGGUGGGCAGGGUGCUGUGCCCCUUCACGGGGAGUUCAGGGCUCGGGGUGGGCCUAGUCCUGCUCCUAGGGCUGUGAAUGUUUUCAGGGUGGGGGGAGGGGGAGGAAGCCUCCUGUGUGUUUGGGGGAAAGGGUGGGUUCAGUGGUAUUUUAUACUUGCCCUCUUCCUGUACAGGGCUGAGAAAGGCUGUGUGAGGGGAGAGAAGAAAGAGGGUGGGCCUGCUGUGGACAUUGGCAUACCCUCUUCCAGUCCUAGGAGGAGGGCCUCCUAAUGGUGUAACUUAUUGUGUCCCCGCGUAUUUAUUUGUUGUAAAUAUUUGAGUAUUUUUAUAUUGACAAAUAAAAAUGCAGAAAAUGAAA